Molecule: messenger RNA, 438 nt
Organism: Parnassius apollo (apollo)
Lineage: Eukaryota; Metazoa; Arthropoda; Insecta; Lepidoptera; Papilionidae
Source: the annotation of a GenBank genome assembly
AUGGGUGCUACCGUAAUUUCAACAUUGGUACAUUCGCGCGGUGCCCCGGUGGCUGCGACAGACCCAUGGCGCGUUGCUGUCAACCCUGCGUGCAAGGAUGCUGCUGUUCACCAACAGCAUCCUGAGCGGAAUCGCCAGCUGUACGUUCCAAAAGGUCUUCCGCAAGGGCCUGUACACACUCCACAACAGGGUCCACAGAAUGGCGCCGGCAAAGAAGCGCAGGCAACCUGUCCGCAACACGGCACUCCACAAGAAGGACACGGCAUUUUCGAUUAUUUUAUACAAUUAAAAGCAGAGCACGGUGCGCAGUCGCUGGUUCAUACUUCAGCUGCGGACACGGGUGCAUUGGGGGCUGUACCGGUGGGCUAUGUGCUUCAUGUUGCGGUCCCACCUGUGGGUAAACUUCCUUCUUCAAAUGCAAACCAAAUUCAUUGUUAA